Aplysia californica (California sea hare) is the source of this 1730-nucleotide messenger RNA. RefSeq lists its product as uncharacterized. Gene Ontology annotation, molecular function: DNA binding. The record is from RefSeq and is a predicted model, not a curated record. NCBI's taxonomy places the organism in Eukaryota, Metazoa, Mollusca, Gastropoda, Aplysiida, Aplysiidae.
AUAUAUUCAAAGGGUUUUGUGAUAUUCAAUGUCCAAAUAUUUUUUUAUUAAUUGUUUUUGCAACAUGACUUAAUCAAACGCUAGAAAUGUGCUAGAAAUUGGGUCAACAUACUUUGGUAAUUUUGGUCUCAUCUCGGCGGAAUUUUCCAUUCACACCCCAUCAUGUUCUAUACCAAAAUUUUCAGCAUUAUCUCCCCUACACCGUAAACCCGAGUGCGCAUGAAUACAUCCAUUUCUAUAGCGACAGUAUUCUUUGCGCAUCUGCUACAUGUCUGCUCACUGAGUUCCUUGUGUUUACUUCAAGCUUCAGCCUAAAUGAAGACCAUUGUCGGGCGUUUUUUUGUCUAUUGAACAUUGGAAAUCGAUUUUGCAAUAAAUCAUUCAGUGUUAUUGCUCGUGUGAUGUGUUUUUAAAGGUAAAUUAGACUGAAACACAACACAACUUCGUUUCGGACAAAGACUUCCGGUUUUGUUGUUGUGAGAGAAACGCCCCCUUUUCCGAUCUCAGCUGGCCUAGUAUCUCGACUUUCCUUCAAUUACUAUUCAAAGUGAGGAGCAACAAACAGUAUUAUAGUGUCAAUUUGUGAUUGAAAAUUAAUUCUGCAUUCAAAUUCGUAGUGUUAGUGUAAGAGGUGUCUUUCAGUGUGAAUUGUACUGAAACAUAGAUCGAACGGACUACUGUGUUUUGGAAAAAGACUUCCGGGUUUGUGAUAGUGAUGGAGACGACAACUGAUUCCAGUGAGGUGGCUGAACUUCUAAAUUACGCAAAUCAAGUUGGUCUCCGAGGACUUGUCUAUGAAAACGCUCUUCGAGAAGUCAUCAGUGAUUAUUUCGUUAGUUAAGGCUUGACAGACGAUGAGUUGUGGACUCAUCAGAAGAUGAAGCUUUGUCGUCUGCUGACCAAGAGCCAAUGCCCACAUCAGCAAGUGCAAGUGUUCCUGCUGUAUGUGGGAUUCACGCACAAGCUGGGCCUUCUGAUGGUGGUGAAGAAGAUGAACCAUAUACUAGCGUCAUUGAAGAUCUCACCCCAGUGAUUCAAGAAUUUAGGCCUACCGCACCCGAGCAUCAAGAGGCAGGUGAGUGGCAGCCAUGUACCUGUAAACGGUUCAACGGUCAGCCAUGCUUCUCACGCUACACCAAAGAGGAGAUUGAGUCUUGCCGCUUGAGCUUCAUGAGCCUGACCAAAGAGGAGUUGGAUGUGGCCAUCAUGGCCAAGAUACAAGUCUGUAUCCACCUGGGCUCAGAAACACAACGCACAAAGAAGGCACAGACACCUCGCCAGCAACAACAGGUGACAGCAAUGACUAAGCCCAAAGGACCAGCAGGCAAAUAUAGCCAGUCCAGCGUUGAGAAGGCAUUAGAUGCCAUACAGUCUAAAUCUCUGUCUAUUAGACAGGCCGCCCAGACUUACGGAGUACCUAGGUCCACUCUAAUGGACAAACUCUCUGGGAAGUACCCAGUCAAGAGAGUGGCUCACACGGUCUUGACAGAGGAGGAGGAGACCAAGCUGGUCAAGUGGGUUGUGGCCUGUGCCCGCCUUGGUGACGGUAAAGAUCGGGAACAGUUAUGCCGAGCAGUUCAAGGAAUCCUCAACUCAGAGGGAAGACAGACAAAGUUCACCAACAAUAAACCUGGAUUCUGUUGGUACAAAGCUUUCAUGGAGAAGCAUGAGGACAUCAUCAGGGAGAGGAAAGCCAUGGUCCUUGGCGAGCAACGAGCCCAGGUAAGCAA